ACGGGGUUGUUCCCGGGACCUGAUGGCUUGACAGGUGCGUGACAAUCCAGCUCUUCAAGCAUGUACGCCAAAGGCAAGAGUAACACUGUACCUUCUGACAGCCAAGCCCGGGAAAAGUUAGCACUGUAUGUAUAUGAAUAUCUACUCCAUGUAGGAGCACAGAAAUCAGCACAAACAUUUUUAUCAGAGAUACGAUGGGAGAAAAACAUAACAUUAGGAGAACCACCAGGAUUCUUACAUUCAUGGUGGUGUGUGUUUUGGGAUCUCUAUUGUGCGGCACCUGAACGAAGGGAAACUUGUGAACAUUCAAGUGAAGCAAAAGCCUUUCAUGAUUAUAGUGCUGCAGCAGCUCCUAGUCCAGUGCUAGGAAACAUUCCCCCAGGAGAAGGAAUGCCAGUAGGUCCAGUGCCACCGGGUUUCUUCCAGGGACCACCAGGUUCACAGCCCUCGCCACAUGCACAACCUCCACCACACAACCCCAGCAAUCCCAUGAUGGGACCUCACAGCCAGCCUUUCAUGUCACCUCGUUAUCCAGGAGGCCCCAGGCCACCACUCAGAAUACCCAACCAGCCACUUGGAGGAGUCCCAGGAACACAACCUUUGCUUCCCAGUGGAAUAGAUCCAACACGACAACAAGGGCAUCCAAACAUGGGUGGGCCGAUGCAGAGAAUGACUCCUCCACGAGGGAUGGUUCCUCCUUUAGGACCACAGAGUUACGGAGGAGGAAUGAGGCCCCCGCUGAAUGCUUUAGGUGGCCCAGGCAUGCCUGGCAUGAACAUAGGUCCUGGAGGCGGUCGACCAUGGCCAAAUCCACCAAAUGCCAACUCGAUACCAUACUCUUCAGCAUCUCCUGGAAACUAUGUGGGACCCCCUGGAGGUGGAGGACCCCCAGGAACCCCCAUCAUGCCUAGCCCAGGAGAUUCAACAAACUCCAGCGAUAAUAUGUACACCAUAAUGAAUGCAGUACCUCCUGGAGCAAACAGGUCUAAUUUCCCAAUGGGACCUGGCUCAGAUGGUCCAAUAGGUGCAAUGGGCGGAAUGGAACCACACCACAUGAAUGGAUCAUUAGGCUCCGGAGACAUGGACGGUAUUUCCAAGAAUUCUCCCAGUAACAUAAGUAUGAGUAACCCGCCUGGUACUCCACGUGAUGAUGGAGAGAUGGGUGGAAACUUCUUGAACCCCUUUCAGAGUGACAGCUAUUCUCCAAGCAUGACGAUGAGUGUGUGAUCUUGUAUCCAUCUUCUUGAUCAAGACCAGAAUGGGUUGCCCUCUUAAACAAUGAAAUAAGUGCAUCCAAGAGAAGAAUGAAAUAUUUUACAAAGGUCUACAGAAAACAGAUGUUUCGAUUCUAGGAAAGACCUGUUGUUGUUCUGAAAUGACAGCAGUGUCUCAUUGUGUACUGAAAGCGGGUCCAAAACAUUCUUUUAAGUUUACAAAACCUCAGAGACUGAACAGUUCAACCAUUUAAAUGUAGGAGAUGCCUGAAUUAGGCAACACACAGUAACUUACAUGACCUCCCACAGUAUAACAAGACAUGGUAUGCUUAAUUCAGCUGUUUGAAAGAAUACAAUCACAAACGCAGCUUAACUUGAUACUGUUUUCUUUUGUUUUUCCCUUCUAAAUUAAUUUUGUAAUCUACUUAUCAGAAUACGCUCAUUGUAGUUUUGUAAUGCAUAAACAAGCACUGAUGAUUCCUCUCUUAUGCUUUAUAAGACAUUGUUGAUAUAAAAAAGUCCUAGUUAGCAGAAUAAUAUAGACGAUUUCUCAAAUUGGAAUUAGCCAAAUACAAGAUAAAUGUGGAAGGGAAAAAUGAAACAAAAUAAAUAUCUUAAAAGUUAGUGUUGUGUUCAGUAAGUGUCAUUCUUUGAAUUAGAACUACGUUAAUUGUCCUGUGAAAUAGGAGUGAGCCUGUCUUUUUAAUUGUAGAGUGCAGUGGUGGGUUUAGGUCCUUAACUACAGUCCCAGCAUAUCACUGUUUGAACACUAGACUGAAUGUGCUUAUGGUUACUGACAAAAACUAGUAAGUGCUAUAGUUGUAGCAGCUCGGUAAUUGCAGACAUCUGCUUUUAAUCCCACCCCCUCAAUAGCAGUAAAAUAUGCUGAGAUGUAGUGGUCUGUCAAUGCAAUCAGGACCAUUUGAUGGUAAAUUGUGUGACCUCAGUCCACCACUAUUAGACAAUGGCCAUUCUUCCUAAUUUAAUGUUGCCCCAUAAAGAUCUGCAUUUUAGCCAUUACCUCUUUUUAAAAAAAAUUGAAAAUGAAACUAUCUUUUGUAAAUUUUCAUGUAUUCCUUAUUCUUCUUCCUUCUGUGCAAAAUGAUAUAUUGUAAAUGUACAUUAUGUGUAGAUUGUAACAAACUGAAGUUUUUUGUUUGUUUUUGUUUUGUAUGUGUGUGAGUGAGGGUUCUCAAAGUUACUGCAGUUAGGGCCUUUUUCUAUGGGAAAAUGUUCUGGUCUGAGAAUGGAAUUGGUGUAAAAGUAAAUUUUGUACAAAUUGCAGGCCAACUUUUUCUGUUCUCGGACCACAUAAAAGGAAGAUAAUAUGUUUCAAGGGGAUUUACUGAGAUUUUCCCAAAAGGAAUUGUGAUUAUAAAAUACAUUUUAUCAUGCAUGUUAAAGAAUUAUACUAAUGCUGGUAACAGUUAGAGGGUAACUCCAGACUCUAAUUAUGCAGUUGAUACUUUGGUGUUGCUAGUAAAUUUUAUAUUGUAGACCAUGAAUUCAAGUAUAGAACCUAUUUUUUUUAAUUGCCCGGGGACUCAGGCAUGUGAACUAGUGAUAUUGACUGCAGAACACCAGGCAGAAAAUGGCAAUUGGUAUAACUGUCAAAAGUAUUAGUAAUCUAGAUAUUGCUUAUAAUUGUGUCAAUAGAUCCCUAGUAACAAGUAUUGAAUUGUGAGCAAUUGUACACUUGGAUGUGUUCUUUUCCCAAUCAGUGAACACUAAGCGGAAUAACAAAGAAGAAGAUUUGUAAAUGUAAUCCAUUCCCUGUGUUUUCUCAUUUGGAAAGGCCCUAACAAACCGAAGCGGAGUUUCUCUAAAACAAACCAAUCAUUUUAUUUUUUUAUCUUUUUGCUCGCAUGAGGAAAUGAUACAUAUAAGCAAAAUAAAAAAUAAGCACCACCACACCCUAAAACAAAGGGUAACAUGGUCAGUCAGACCUUUUUAUCUUGUAUUAUCUUUUGAAAAUGGUUUAUAUAUUAACCAGAAAUGUAAUACCAAUACCAAGUUAAACACGUAGUUAUCGUACCUGAUUUUGAGGUAUUCAGUCUGAAUACAAUGCUAAUUGCUGAGGUGGUUAUAGUUCGCUUCCAUUAGUAGCAAUUUGCUGAAAUAUGACGACUUUUAUUUUGUGAAUUUUGUGAUGUCGUGCCAUAUUUAUUGGCAUAUUUAAUGUUGUGAUUCAGAGUAUUGUGAUUGGGUUCUGGGAAGAACUGGCUUGUUCUCAAGAAAUAUUUUGAGUGUGCUAGCAAUUGUUGUACGAGACGUGGUUUGUACAAAAUCAGCCACGACUUUCAAACUGGGAAGCUUUUUCACUGAACCAGGUCAAAAUACUAUUAUCUCUUUAAGCUUCAUUGGAACCCUGAGUGCAUCAGGGCUCUUUUAUAUUUUAUCUGUUUUUAGAGUAUAGAUGAGUUGUUCUUCAGAACUGGGAUGAACAGUUUUAUUCAUCCAAGUUGUUUGUCUCGUCUUAUAACAUGCAACCACUUAAGUGAAAGAGAUAUCACAACAUUAGCUCAUUGAGUACUUGGAUUGCAUAUUAGCAGCAGAUAACUUGUUCCGUUUUUCAAAAACCACUGCCCAGCACCACCAGAACCUGAUAGAAAUUGUGCAUUCUUGCUAUGUGUCUGCUUAUUGUUUUCUUUUUUAUAAACUAUUUAUAGCUUAUUAAAAUUCACUUGGUUUUCUUGCUGA
Callorhinchus milii (elephant shark) is the source of this 3914-nucleotide messenger RNA. RefSeq names its product single-stranded DNA-binding protein 2. The transcript is spliced from 18 exons. Gene Ontology annotation, biological process: positive regulation of transcription by RNA polymerase II. Gene Ontology annotation, molecular function: protein binding; single-stranded DNA binding. NCBI's taxonomy places the organism in Eukaryota, Metazoa, Chordata, Chondrichthyes, Chimaeriformes, Callorhinchidae. The record is from RefSeq and is a predicted model, not a curated record. The coding region runs from base 61 to 1227 and encodes 388 amino acids. Gene Ontology annotation, cellular component: nucleus.